CCAGAGGUUGAAUACGACAUGCCUCCGUUUGAGAAAACUCAACCCAACCACACACCUUUUAAACAAAGGAAGAGCUUAGCAACGAGAAAACAAGAGGUGGCGGGAAUCCGAACCAAGUUUCCGACCAAAAUCCCGGUGAUUAUUGAGCGAUAUCAGCGAGAGAAGUACUUGCCGCCUCUGGAUAAGACCAAAUUCCUUGUUCCUCAGGAACUCACCAUGACCCAGUUCAUCACAAUCAUCAGGAAUCGAAUGACCCUGAUGCCCAGUCAAGCUUUCUACCUGCUGAUCAACAGCUCUGGCAUCGCCAGCAUGUCCGUGACCAUGGCUCAGCUCUAUAAGGACCAUAAAGAUGAAGAUGGGUUCCUAUACAUGACGUACGCCUCACAGGAAAUGUUUGGAAACACUAUAGAGCACAAUAAUCGGUGAAUGUUUUGGGAGGGUUUUUGCAGGUCUAAGAAGUUGCGUUUAUUUGCUACACAGAACUGUGAUUAAAUAUUUAAAAGUCUUUUGUAUAUAGUGUUAACUUUUAUGAUUCCCUUAGUAAUUGUUUUGUUUUAACUGUCCAAGUAAUAAAUUGUCUUUAAUUCUUGCCAGCAACAUAAGAAACUUGUGCUGCAGAACUGUCCUCGAAUAUGCCUGAAAAAUAAAACUGAUUUGUCGACGCGUUCAUCGUUAAUCAUGUGAUGGAAAAAUAAUGCAUGUUCAUGUUUGAAGCUGCACACAUUUGUAUUUGAACUGGUUAAAGUUCACAACAGCUUUACAGAAAUGUUUUCAAUGUAGAACAUUUAAGCAAGGCACUUUAUAUGUACACACCUUGGUAGUUUAAAG
Molecule: messenger RNA, 828 nt
Organism: Myxocyprinus asiaticus (Chinese sucker)
Lineage: Eukaryota; Metazoa; Chordata; Actinopteri; Cypriniformes; Catostomidae
Product: microtubule-associated proteins 1A/1B light chain 3C-like
Exons: 4
Coding region: 19-426 (135 amino acids)
Biological process (GO): macroautophagy; autophagosome assembly; cellular response to nitrogen starvation
Cellular component (GO): autophagosome; autophagosome membrane; cytosol
Molecular function (GO): ubiquitin protein ligase binding
Source: RefSeq, a predicted model, not a curated record